AUGGGAGAUUUGGAGACUAGCUUAAUCCAUACACGAAAAACAUGUAGAAUAGAGCAAAUGGUAGCAAAAUGGCUUCAUCGCUCUCGGGACGGCGCACCCAGGAGCAGCGUGCCUGCGAUGGACAGCRCYGGGGACAGMGCAGCUCAGCCCCCCAGCCGGGUCAGAGUCACCGUCACCGUCUACAAGGACCUGGUCCUGCAGCACUAUGGCUUUGAGAUCUGCCCCAGCCUUCCCCUGACCAUCGCCUCUGUCACUGCAGGGAGCACCGCCGAGGGGAAGCUGCAGCCCGGGGACCAACUCCUGACCAUCAACUCCACCGCGGUGGACGACGUGUCCGUGGAGAGGGCAGCCAGCAUCAUCAGGGACGCCGGCGAUGAGCUGCUGCUGACCGUCCUGCGCUGCCCAUCUGGUGGCCCCAAGUCAUCGUUCCUCACCGCGGAGAAGAGGGCGAGGCUGAAAACAAACCCCGUCAAGGUGCGGUUUGCGGAGGAGGUGCUGCUGAACGGACACUCGCAGUGCCUGCCAGAUCCUCCUGUGCCGCUGGGAGUGGAAUGGUGCUCCCAGGCCACGUGCGGCCGCUGCACUGCCCAGAGUGUUACGGGGAGCUCCCUCCUGUUCAUGCCCAAUGUUCUCAAGGUGUACCUGGAGAAUGGACAGACCAAGGCCUUCAGGUUUGAGAGGACCACCACUGUAAAGGACAUCGUGCUGACGCUGCAGGAGAAGCUGUCCAUCCGCAGCAUCGCCCACUUCGCGCUGGUGCUGGAGGAGCAGUACAACCUGGCCAAGAUCCACCUGCUGCACGAGGAGGAGCUGAUUGCGCAGGUGGUCCAGAAGAGAGACUCUCAUGACUACCGSUGCCUCUUCAGAGUGUGCUUUGUCCCCAAGGACCCCUUGGACCUCCUGCACGAAGACCCAGUGGCCUUUGAAUAUCUGUACCUGCAGAGCUGCAGUGAUGUGCUCCAGGAAAGGUUUGCUGUGGAGAUGAAGUGCAGCAUGGCGUUACGUCUGGCUGCUCUGCACAUACAGGAGAGGAUCUACGCUUGUGCUCAGCCACAGAAAGUGUCCUUGAAAUACAUUGAGAGGGACUGGGGAAUCGAAAACUUCAUCUCACCCACCUUGCUUCGCAACAUGAGAGGGAAGGACAUCAAGAAAGCCAUCAGCUACCACCUGAAGCGGAACCAGGUGCUGCUGGACCCUCGGCACAAGCACACACUCACAGCAGCCCAUGUGCGCCUGAGCUACCUGCAGAUCCUGGGAGAGCUGAAGAUGUACAGUGGGAAGAUCUUCAAUGCCACAAUGAUGCUGCAGGACAGGGAGUCGUACGUGGCAUUGCUGGUGGGCGCCAAGUACGGGGUGAGCCAGAUCAUCAACAGCAAGCUCAACAUCAUCACCAACUUGGCUGAGUUCCCCAGCAUCAGCAGGGUGGAGCUCAGCGAGGARUCAGAGCGGGUCAGCACCGUCAAGAUCUACCUGCAGGACCUGAAGGUGCUCACUCUGCUGCUGGAAUCAAACAGUGCRAAGGACCUCGUCUGCCUCAUCGUCGGUUACUACAGACUCUUUGUGGAUGCAAACGUCUCCAUAUUUACCUGGGGAGAGAAAAAACAGCAACUGCACCGUGUCUCAGCUGAAGAAGGGUAUGAAUCCCGAGCCUGCAGCGACUCUGAAGAUUCUUGGGACCAGGAUUCCUCUUUGGAGUGUCGCAUGGACACCCCUUUGGUGUGUGGCAGUGAGGAGGGCCAGGGAGAGCCCUGCAGCCCCGGGGGGAGCAGCACAGAGCCCCAGGCUGGAGGGGGUGACCCACGGAAUGGGGGUGACAACGCCACGGACAGCGCAUCCGAGGCGUCCGACUCGGCCAACACCGAGAGCCGAGGGUUCAAGACGAGCGGCUCCAGCGACUCCAUGGAUGCACUGGAGGAAGAUGAGCUGGAAGCGUGCUCUUCCUCCAGGCCAGAGCUGUUCCUCUUCUACACGCCGACCGUGCACGAGAUGAGCAGCUCAGACAAGAGCUUCGUCCCGGUGCGUGCCGCAGGGAGCCCCGCCAGGGAGGCAGCCAGGGAUUAUUUCUGCUUCCUGCAGGUGCCMCCGGCAGAGCAGCCGGGGCACGGGGGCAGCCCCGCUGAGCAGGGAGCGGGGGCGUCCACUCUGGAGGUCAGGCUGUCCGAGAUGGACACCACGGGCUACUACAGCCUGUGCUACAGCACAUCSCCCGCGGCCAGCGCGCAGGGUGUGGGGCACGGCACGUCUGCCCACGAAGGGCACAACUCGGGGGCCGGUGACCUCGUCCUAAAGCCACCCCCGGGCUUCGGUGACUCCAGCUCCGAGGAGGAGUUCUACGAUGCUGCRGACAGGCUCAGCCCUCUGGCCACAGGCUGUGAUACAGCAUGCUGGGAGGGUACAGAGAACUCCUCCUGCAUCCCAAAGAGGCUGAGGUGCUACAGCUCGGGGGAGAGCCCAUCAACGAGGCAGACGGGGUUGGAGAAGGAGCUGACCUACGCCAAGAGCCUGAGGAAGAGAAGGUCUUUUCUGAAAACUGAUUACACCUCACAGGUCAGUUUCCCUGCAGCUCUUCCAGGCUCUCCACAGCGCUGCUGCUCCUGGCCACCCACUCAGCCCUCCACAGUGGACACAGGGAUGGACAUGGACAAGGGGCUCCCUGCCGCUGGCACAGAGCCCCGCUCUGCUCUGAUGAACGUGGAGCCUGACACCACAGAGACAAAAUCAGUGAUGGAAUGGGUGGUUUCACCCAUUGCGGAUGUCCACCACCCCGGUGAGCAGUGUGGGGAGGAGGACAGCRGCCUCCAGCCAGCACACCCCGCUUUGUCCCUGGGGGCAGCUGAGCCCCGUCCCAAAGGGCAGGGUGGAGCUGCCCAGGAACGCUCCCCGGUGCAGACAGGUGCCAGGGGUGUGAGUGAAGAGAGCUGUGUGCCCACAGGAGGCUGGCAGAUCCACGGGCCACACGAGAAGCGGGGUGAGGCACUGGUCACCCUGCACAAGGCCAGCGCAGUGCCCCUGCCCUGGGAGCCGCAGGGGACCGGCCCCGCUGACCGACUGCCAUCGGCUCCUGUGGCCAGCAAAGCCCCUCCAGAGCUGGCUCAGGACCGGGGGAGGCUCUUUGUGAGCGUGGAGCCUUCCCUGGCUCCCUGUCAGGGCAGCAAAGCUCACGGUCAGGGCUGUACCGUUGGCAAGGGCAGUUGCUGUGCCGAUGGUCAGUACCAUUCCGAUGGUCAGCACCGUGACGAUGGUCGGUGCUAUUCCGAUGGUCAGUGCCAUGCCAAUGGCGAUCACCGUGCCGAUGGUCAGCGCCAUUCCGAUGGUCAAUACCAUUCCGAUGGUCAGCACCAUUCCGAUGGUCAGCACCAUUCCGAUGGUCAGUACCAUUCCGAUGGUCAGUACCAUUCCGAUGGUCAGCGCCAUUCUGAUGGUCAGUGCCGUCCUGGGGCCAUGUCCCGCCUGAGGGGCCGGUCGCUGGCGGUCGAGCCCGCUCUCAGGAUGGCUCCCGCCGGCCGUGUGGGGUUCCCGGAGGCCGCCCAGCUCCUGGCGGAUUGCGGCGGUGCUUCAGGCGUUCUGAGCCGCCUGUCCUGGCUCUCGUUYGGGGUCAGGGCAGAGCCUGUGUCACCGGACCCACUGCGGGACAGGGGUCCACAUCAGAAAUGUCCCCAAGCGGUGUCCCCUUGGGCCCGUGUGAAGGGCGGCGGGCGCUCGGGGGCUGAGGGAAGGGAGAUGCCGCCAUUCCCUGCUGGAGCAGGCUGUGGCGAGCAGGCGGUGAGCAGCUCRGGGCUGGGUGAAGGGCUGUCCAUGAGGGGUGCAGGAGCUGUGUGUGAGCAGGAGCCUGCACAGGCUGUGCCCAGAGAGCCGGCCGUGGCGCUGGGGAAAGGCUCCGGCCUGGCUCCUGGCAUUGCCAUCUCCUCAGUCCCGGUUCCCUUGGGGAGAGGAGCAGGAGACCACGGCGCUGCAAAACACUCCUUUUUGUGUUUUAACCCCAAGGAGGGUGAGCCGAGCCCUCCAGCCCCCAUCCUGGCCAGGCCCCUGGGCUGYUCGCAGGCGCUGCGGGGUUUGGACAGCUGUGGCUGCCAGCUGCCCUACAUCAGCUGCUUUCCCCAGCCCCACAGGCAGGGUGAAGGUGAGCCCAGCUCGCCCCCAUUCCCCGGGCCCCUCACCAGCCCCCCRUCCAGCAGCUGCAGCCUUCCCCGCAUCCCCAGCAGAGCUUUUCCAGUCCCCAUGGCUGGCGAGGCGGCAGGGCAGGACCCCCACAUCCGAGUGCUGGGGCAGCUGAAGGACCAGGCAUGGAUGAACCCUGCGGAUUUCUCCCGCUUCCUGRCCUACACUGCGCAGCUCCAGGAGGUUGUAGGGGAGCUCUGUGGGAGCCAGGCCACCCACCUACACGACCAAUGUGCAGAGCAAGGUGCAGAGAGCAAGGGUGCCCUGGGCUGGGCUUCCCAGGACCUGCUGUCCAGCUGCCAGGCGCUGCUGAGCACGGAGCAGCCUCUCACGGAGGUGCAGUGCGCACUGAGAGCGACGUUCGACCGCCUGGUUCACCUGGCAGUGACCUGCUUCCAGGUGACACACUGCUGGCAGUGCAGGCAGAGGCAGCAGGAGCUGGGGGCUGCGCUGGGCGAUGUGGUGGGCACCUACCAGCAGCUGGUGCAGGCUCUCCACCAGCAGCUCCACGGGCAGACGUGCCCUGAGCUGAGCACCAAGCUCCUCGCCCGCCAGCACACGGCUCUUUCAGCUGCCAUCUUCUGCCUCCUGCAGCAGUUCAGGGCAUCCCCGUGGCUGUGAAAGGC
Malurus melanocephalus (red-backed fairy wren) is the source of this 4784-nucleotide messenger RNA. RefSeq names its product FERM and PDZ domain containing 1 (gene FRMPD1). Gene Ontology annotation, molecular function: protein binding. The record is from RefSeq and is a predicted model, not a curated record. Gene Ontology annotation, cellular component: cytoskeleton. NCBI's taxonomy places the organism in Eukaryota, Metazoa, Chordata, Aves, Passeriformes, Maluridae. The transcript is spliced from 17 exons. The coding region runs from base 1 to 4779 and encodes 1592 amino acids.